Osmerus eperlanus (European smelt) is the source of this 1581-nucleotide messenger RNA. RefSeq names its product ADRM1 26S proteasome ubiquitin receptor (gene adrm1). The transcript is spliced from 10 exons. NCBI's taxonomy places the organism in Eukaryota, Metazoa, Chordata, Actinopteri, Osmeriformes, Osmeridae. Bases 149 to 1402 code for a protein of 417 amino acids. Gene Ontology annotation, molecular function: proteasome binding; endopeptidase activator activity. The record is from RefSeq and is a predicted model, not a curated record. Gene Ontology annotation, cellular component: proteasome regulatory particle, lid subcomplex; cytoplasm; nucleus.
CAAGUCAAACUGACUCAAAAACCCUUACACGAAGAAGGUCUAACAAGGACCGCAGCAUUGCUGAUACCAGAAACAACUUUGUCAUUCCCAACUAGCUAUAGCCAAACUUCAGCUCUACUCCAAACAGGAAAAAAAACAGGAUUCAAAGAUGUCGUCAGGCGCUUUAUUUCCCAGCUUGGUGUCGGGCUCCCGAGGCACCUCAAGCAAGUACCUGGUAGAGUUCCGUGCCGGUAAGAUGACCCUAAAGGGUAGUACGGUGACACCAGACAAACGCAAGGGGACGGUGUACAUCCAGCAAACGGACGAUUCGCUUAUUCAUUUCUGCUGGAAGGACAGGACCACGGGAAACGUGGACGACGAUCUAAUCAUCUUCCCAGACGACUGUGAGUUCAAGAGGGUCAACCAGUGCACCACAGGACGGGUGUUUGUGCUCAAGUUCAAAGCAGGAUCCAAACGGCUCUUCUUCUGGAUGCAGGAGCCCAAGACGGACAAGGAUGAGGAGCACUGUCGCAAGGUCAACGAGUUCCUGAACAACCCUCCCAUGCCUGGAGCUCUGGGGAGCGGGGGCAGUGGCAGCCACGAGCUGUCUGCCCUGGGAGGUGAGGGCGGCCUGCAAAGCCUCCUGGGUAACAUGAGUCAUAACCAGCUCAUGCAGCUGAUUGGACCAUCAGGACUAGGAGGGCUUGGUGGUCUAGGGGCCUUGGCUGGUCCAGGGCUGGCUAGUCUUCUAGGCAGUGGAGGUCCAGCUACCAGCAGCUCCUCAUCCAGCUCCCGCAGCCAGUCUGCUGCCGUCACCCCCUCCUCAGGCUCCGGGACGACCAGGAUAAGCUCAGCCCCGGCCCCCACCACACCCGUGACCCCUGCUGCCCCCUCAGCCACCUCCCCCACGGUGACCCCCACCACCCCCGCUGCCGCCCAGACCCCCCUGGUGCCCGCGGCCGUGGGCAGCCCCACCCAGCCCAUCCAGCUCAGCGACCUGCAGAGCAUCCUGGCCACCAUGAACGUACCCGCCAUGGCCGGUGCAGGACAGGGAGUGGACCUGGCCAGCGUGCUGACCCCAGAGAUCAUGGCUCCCAUCCUGGCCAACUCUGAGGUCCAGCAGAGGCUGAUGCCUUACCUGCCCUCUGGGGAGUCCCUGCCACAGAGCGCCGACGAGAUCCAGAACACACUCACCUCCCCGCAGUUCCAACAAGCGAUGAGCAUGUUCAGCAGUGCCUUGGCGUCAGGACAGCUGGGGCCUCUCAUGAACCAGUUUGGCCUGCCCACAGAGGCCGUGGACGCUGCCAAUAAAGGAGACGUGGAGGCGUUUGCCAAAGCCAUGGAGGGGAGCGACGGCAAGCCGGAAGACGGGGGGAGCUCCAAAGACAAGAAGGACGACGACGAGGAUAUGAGCCUGGAUUAGUUAUCCACGGGUCCAACCUAUGUCCUGGUCUCUCUGCUUUGUCCUUGUCUUCUUACUCUGUUAGCACAGACGCUAACGUCGCGCUAGCCCGGACAGGGCCUGGUAACCAAUGAAAACGUCACGAAUUGCAGCGAGGUGUCUUAAAAGCUUGGCAACCAAUAAAAUGGUUUUGAACAGCA